AUGGCCUUUGAUUCGUCGGGUCCGCGCGAGCCCACUAGCAGGAUGACGACCUACAGUUCAUCGUGCCGCCGACAGGCAAGGCGACAGUGUCCCAAUGGGCAGCCAGCCGAGGACGAGACGUUCUUAAUUGGCUAUUGGAUCGUGACGCAGACGUCAUCCGGCUGGCCGCACGGCGCAGCAAGCUGCUCAUUCGGUGGCGGGCAGUCGAUUCUCUGGUUUCGCACAGCAGGCAGCCCAGUGCGGAGGGUGUGCCCGUGUCAGCCGGACGGCUUGCCACCUACCACCCAGCUGCUCCCCGAGGACUUCAACAGGGCGCACAACACGGCCGGCCUAGUGCCGGUGCUCCCAGUAGACAGCAGCACCCUGAACAUCACCCUGCCUGAGCCUGCGGACUUCACGGACGGCAGGGCGCCAGUAACCAGCGUACUGCUCAAGCGCAGGAACAUACCAGCAACACCUGCUCUGGCAGUCACAGGUUGGCACACCUGCCCCCGCUGGGCCGCCUUUAACGGCAGGGGAGGAGGCGGCAGGGAAUAG
Volvox carteri f. nagariensis is the source of this 537-nucleotide messenger RNA. RefSeq lists its product as uncharacterized. NCBI's taxonomy places the organism in Eukaryota, Viridiplantae, Chlorophyta, Chlorophyceae, Chlamydomonadales, Volvocaceae. The record is from RefSeq and is a predicted model, not a curated record. The coding region runs from base 1 to 537 and encodes 178 amino acids. The transcript has 5 exons.